CUCUUUAGCUACCAUGGCUGCCCCUUCUGCUGUUGUACCCUUCUCAGUGGUAUCACAGCCACAAUCCAUGGCUAUGAGUGAACCACAAUGCUACUACAAUGAAUCCAUUGCCUUCUUUUACAAUCGGAGUGGGAAGUACCUCGCCACAGAAUGGAAUACUGUCAGCAAGCUUGUGAUGGGACUUGGAAUCACUGUCUGUAUCUUCAUCAUGUUGGCCAAUCUGCUAGUCAUGGUGGCAAUUUACGUCAACCGCCGCUUCCAUUUUCCUAUUUAUUACUUAAUGGCUAACUUGGCUGCUGCAGACUUCUUUGCUGGAUUGGCGUAUUUUUAUCUUAUGUUCAACACAGGGCCCAAUACUCGAAGACUGACUGUAAGCACCUGGCUUCUUCGCCAGGGACUCAUUGAUACUAGUCUGACAGCCUCUGUGGCAAACUUGCUGGCUAUAGCCAUUGAGAGACACAUUACAGUCUUUCGCAUGCAGUUGCAUACCCAGAUGAGCAAUCAAUGGGUGGUGGUUGUUAUUGUGGUCAUCUGGACCAUGGCCAUUGUGAUGGGUGCUAUACCCAGUGUGGGAUGGAACUGUAUCUGUGACAUCACUAACUGUUCCAACAUGGCACCCCUCUACAGUGACUCUUACUUAGUAUUCUGGGCUAUUUUCAAUCUGGUUACCUUUGUAGUAAUGGUGGUUCUGUAUGCCCAUAUCUUUGGAUAUGUCCGACAAAGGACUAUGAGAAUGUCUAGGCAUAGUUCUGGACCAAGGAGGAAUCGGGACACUAUGAUGAGUCUCCUGAAGACGGUGGUCAUUGUACUUGGUGCUUUUAUAAUUUGCUGGACUCCUGGAUUGGUCUUAUUACUUCUAGAUGUCUGCUGUCCUCAGUGUGAUGUCUUGGCCUAUGAAAAAUUUUUCCUUCUUCUUGCUGAGUUCAAUUCUGCCAUGAAUCCUAUUAUCUACUCUUACCGUGACAAAGAAAUGAGUGCCACCUUCAGACAGAUACUCUGCUGCCAGCGGAAUGAGAAUGCCAAUGGCCCCACUGAUGGCUCAGAUUGCUCAGCAUCUUCACUCAACCACACCAUCUUGGCAGGAGUUCAUAGUAAUGACCAUUCUGUUGUGUAGAAAUCAAAUGGGAGAUGAAGA
Molecule: messenger RNA, 1135 nt
Organism: Antechinus flavipes (yellow-footed antechinus)
Lineage: Eukaryota; Metazoa; Chordata; Mammalia; Dasyuromorphia; Dasyuridae
Product: lysophosphatidic acid receptor 1-like
Exons: 1
Coding region: 14-1114 (366 amino acids)
Biological process (GO): phospholipase C-activating G protein-coupled receptor signaling pathway; neurogenesis
Cellular component (GO): membrane
Molecular function (GO): lysophosphatidic acid receptor activity
Source: RefSeq, a predicted model, not a curated record